AUGUGGACGCCGUCGCUCAACUUCAUCAACGUGCACUAUGCUUACAUUAUUUCCAUGGGCAUCCUGGGCCUGAUUGUGCUCUACCCAUAUGGAAACCUCAGCGCGAUAGAUUCCUAUUUCUUCGGCGCUAGUGCGUCUACUGAGUCCGGGCUCAACACGGUUGAUGUCAAGGACCUUAAGACGUACCAGCAGCUCUACAUAUACUUCAUCCCCAUUCUCACCAACCUCGGGUUCAUCAAUAUCCUCGUUGUGGUCGUGCGGCUGCAUUGGUUUGAGAAGCGGCUGCAUUGGUUUGAGAAGCGUCUGAAGGAAGCUGCAAUCACGCUGCGGCCUGCAAGAAAUAGACAGGCAGAUGCUGAGGCUGCGCCCGUUCAGGCUGCAGCAGAGGACAAGUCCCCAGAAGCAAAUGCCCCCUCAAACAACGUACAGCGCCACACGAGCAUCACCUUCGGCCCUGACCCUGCCCGCAGCCAUGAGAACAAGGCACUAUACAUCCCCUCUCCACGAGAGCUUGAUCAGGGGCGCCGUAUCGAGGAAGUAGACUUUGAAGGCAGCGACCUGGCUCUCGGACAGGCACGAACAAGCGAUAGUCAAAGCGUUGCCAGCAGCACUGUUACAGGGAGUGUCCGCCAGCGCCAGAUGACACGCCAACUAUCCCACGAUCUCUCCAUCUCAAACAUUGCCUCGUCGUUGUUCACCCUUGGCCCAACGGCCAGUAGCACCAAGCGAGAAAUCGUCGCCCAGCCACAGGAAGAGCCGCUCUCCAAGCAGCUGGCACUACCGGAGCUGUCCUCACAGGCAACCGUGAGUCGGAACUCGAACUUUCGCAAUCUAAGCGCACAGGAUCGCGAAAUGCUUGGUGGUCUUGAAUAUCGCGCCUUGAAGCUGCUGCUAAAGAUUACCACCGGCUACUUCUUCGGCCUCCAUGUCUUUGGCGUGGUCUGCUUGCUGCCGUGGAUUCGCCAUGCGGACCCCAAGUACCGCGACUAUCUCCGCGAGUGCGGGCAGAACAGUGUCUGGUGGGCCUUCUACUCGGCUCAGACAAUGGUGGACAAUCUGGGCUUUACCCUCACCCCUGACUCCAUGAUCACCUUCCAGGACGCAGUGUGGCCCAUGAUCUUGAUGAGCUUUCUUGCCUAUGCGGGCCAUACAUUCUACCCUUGCAUGCUGCGCCUUGUUAUUUGGAUCAUGUCCAAAGUCUGCCCGCGCACGUCGUCUCUGCGCGAGCCGCUAGGGUUUCUCCUCAAACAUCCCCGACGCUGCUACACCCUCCUCUUCCCCAGCAAGCCCACCUGGAUCCUCUUUGGCAUUCUAUUUGUCAUGAACGUCGUCGACAUCAUUUUCAUCGUCGUCCUCGACCUCGACAACACCGAAGUCAACAAACUCCCCGGUGGCCCCCGUCUCGCCGCAGCCAUCUUCCAAUCCGCCUCCGCCCGCCACACUGGCACCAGCAGCUUCAAUCUGGCCAACGUCAGCCCCGCCGUGCAGUUCAGCCUCCUGGUUAUGAUGUACAUCGCCAUCUAUCCCAUCGCUAUUAGCAUCCGGGCCUCCAACACGUACGAGAGCCAAGCGCUAGGUCUCUACCACACCAGCGGCGAGAUCAACGAUGACAGCAGAUCCUACGUCCUCACGCAUAUCCGCAACCAGCUCACCUUUGAUCUCUGGUAUAUCUUCUUGGGGAUCUUCUGUAUCUGCAUCGCAGAGUCGGAUCGUAUUAUGGAUCCUGCUGAGCCGGCCUUUGCCGUCUUCCCUCUUUUCUUCGAGGUCGUCUCAGCCUACGGCAACGUCGGCCUCAGCCUCGGCUACCCAACAGUAAGCACCUCGCUCAGCGGGCAGUUCACAACCUUCAGCAAGCUGGUGAUCUGCGCGAUGAUGAUCCGCGGCCGCCAUCGGAGUCUGCCGUACCAGCUGGAUCGCGCUAUUGUGCUUCCUACGGAGAGACUGGACACGGAGGGUGAGGAGGCGGAGACCCGGAGGAAGAUUCAGGGAUACCCGACUUUGUCCAAGUUGAAGGCCACGUAUACGACUUGA
This is a messenger RNA of Aspergillus puulaauensis, 2031 nucleotides long. Its product is annotated as putative potassium uptake transporter. Gene Ontology annotation, cellular component: plasma membrane. Gene Ontology annotation, biological process: potassium ion import across plasma membrane; intracellular potassium ion homeostasis. NCBI's taxonomy places the organism in Eukaryota, Fungi, Ascomycota, Eurotiomycetes, Eurotiales, Aspergillaceae. The coding region runs from base 1 to 2031 and encodes 676 amino acids. Gene Ontology annotation, molecular function: high-affinity potassium ion transmembrane transporter activity. The record is from RefSeq and is a predicted model, not a curated record. The transcript has 8 exons.